Messenger RNA from Purpureocillium lilacinum, 3564 nucleotides. The record is from RefSeq and is a predicted model, not a curated record. Lineage: Eukaryota; Fungi; Ascomycota; Sordariomycetes; Hypocreales; Ophiocordycipitaceae.
AUGGCGGAGGCAGCAAAGCAGCCGCCGGUAUCAGCACCGACUGGAGCGAGCCAAGGUGCCCGAGUCGCUCCACCGACGCCUGUCGCGACGCCUGCCGGCAGACCGGCCACUGGAGCCAGCCCGGGGCUGGCCAAUGCUAGCGCCUGCGCCAACACCUUUGCCAGUGGCAGCCCAGCGACCCCAGCCUCGACGCUGGUGGCUGGCACAGCCCGCAAAUCACUGGCCUCGAGCCCCUACCAACAGCAGGAGUCCCACCGCAACCAACAAUUGCGACCGCGACGCGGACCGCUCCAACGACGGCAUCCUCGCCUCGUGUAUCCGCCAUCACCACGCUCGCCAGCCUCGUCGCCGCUGCCCCCCCGCCCGCACACCGGCGCGUCGCCCUCGGACCAGCAAGAGCCCGGCGCCCGAAGCUACCUCGAGCGGCUGCUGCGCGUGGUCCAAUCCGCCUGUGCGGCCCCGCGGCAGCGCGACAUGGCCGACUUCCUCGCGAGCUUCAACUUCGGCGCCGCCGAAGCCCUCCCCGCAGAGCCGUCGGCCUGCGACUCCGUCGAGGAGCUCCAGUUGCGCCUGCACGAAGUCCUCGAGGCCAAGACGAGCCCGACGCGCGCCGAGCAUGUCGCCACCACGAUCGACCUCGCCGCCGGGGCGCACCUAACGCUCGGCGUCUCACAGACCGAGAACGAUGCCCUCGAGGGUCUAAGUAACGUCGACCCGUCGCUGGCAGGCAUGGCCUCGAGUGGCGGCGGAGAUGGACAGCAGGCGGCCCUGACGCGCACCGUCAGGGUGUCCGAUGCCAUCUCCAACCAGCCGCAGAACGACCCAGUCCUCCAACGAGCCAUUGCCAAGUAUAUCAUCGCCGCAGUGAGCGCCGCCGAUGGCAGCACAUGGGUCAUGCGCGAGAUGUCCCGCGCCAGCCAGGGAUGGAACUUUACCUACCAGUGCAGGGACUCGACCCAGCAAUGGGAGCGCCAAAACAAGGGCAAAGCCAAGCACAUCAUCGCCGAGUACACCCACAAGGAGCCCGACCCGGCCGUCGUCAGCCGGCCAGCGUUUGACUGCCGCGGCUCCGUCAAAAUGUCCUUCUCCCGAGAAAGUCGCACCAUCUCCGUAAGCUACACCCACACGCCGCUGCACAGAACCGUCGCAGAGAUCGCCGAGCUCUUCCGCCCAAUCCCGCGGGAGGUGGCACCCCCUAAACCAACCAAGCAAAAGACACCCAAGACCCCGGGCACUGGCAAGAAGCGCAACGGGCCAAAGUCACAAAACGAGACGGGGACUCCCAGAAAGAGGAAAAAGAAGAACAACGGCGAGGCGCAAGCGGCAGCGGGCGCAGACGAGCAGCCGUUGGGCGAGCUGGCACAGAAUGGAGGCGAAGGCUCCGGUGCAAAUGGACCACAAAAUGGCCAGGCGCCCGCCGAAGCUACAGCUCCGGGAUCUUUCCCGGUCAAUGUCACUCCAGAGGAGGCCGUCCGUCGGCGCGAGUUCGCCAUCCAGCUGCUCAGCGGCUCGGGCGUUGACCCUGACUCGCUUUCCACCGACCAGUUUAACAUCUUUGCGAACCAGUCUCCCGAUCUACAGAAGGAAUCGCUCAACAUGCUCGUCAAAUAUGGCGCCGAGCGGCUUCGUAUCGUGCACCCGAGUAAUAGAGAUACUCCAGCUUCAGCCUCGCCAGGCACGUCGGCGCCGCCAGAGCAGGCCUCUCAACCUACGCCGUCCGGGCCCACAACUACCAAGGAGCUGGUGCCGCAAUCGCAGGACGAGGCCGGCAAGGGGCGCAAGUCCAGGAAGAUGAGCAAGUCACGCAAUGCCUGCUUCCGGUGCAAGGAACGCAAGGUCAAGUGCCCGCGAGAGAGACCAUCGUGUGCUGAGUGUGAGACUGAGGGACUCACGUGCGAGUACGCGCCGCAGAAGCCGAGGAAGAAGAAUCCCAAGGGCAACGCCAACGCCAAGUCAGAAGCUACAGUCCCGGCUGACUACGAUGCCGAAAGUGACGAUGCACCGGCAGACGAGGCCGCGGAUGAGGGCCAGGCUAUGGACGAGGAACAGGCAGAGGACGAUGCAGAAGAAGAGGCCGACGAGGUUGACGAAGACCAUGUCGACCAAGUCGAGUACUCAGCCUACCCCCAAGUCCCAGUGUCUGACAUGCUCACGCCCAGCGCGGAUGCUCAUAACCAUGGUGCCCAGGGCACGUCCGCCGGGCCGUACUUCCAGUCGGCAUCUGGUCUGGCCCUGCCCCUACCCGAAGAGCCGUCUGUCCCUCAACAGCUCUAUAGCUCUGGAACAGGCCUCGUCUUGCCGCAGGGGACCAUGUACUACCCGCCCCCGAUGGAACCGACCAUCGACACGGCAGCGCUACAGGCUGGCAACAACGGCGCGAACCUAGCGACGGCCUCGCCCAAGCAAGCCAAGCAGCAAGCCAAGAACUCGCGUCGAAGCCUGCCAUCGGCCCAGGCCAGCCUCCAGGCGAGGGACAACACGUCAGUACGCCACAGCAACGCGUCUGCGUGGGCGUCUAGUGUCGCCCAGAACAGCCACGAUCCGGCUGCCCAGACAGCCGCUACCUCAAUGCAGCAGCAGCGAGCUGCGUCGACACACCGAUCCCGUGGCUCGACGUCGAGGAUCCAAGGCCAGUCUCCCCGCUUGCAGGAUGCCGCAUCCUUGUCGCAGGCUGCACUGGAGCACCAGAGGCAGACCCCCGUCGCGAAUUUGGCGAUGCAGGCUGAGGCCACCAGGUCCGCAUCCGCGCAGUCCGCCGAGAGGCCCCGCGCCGCGUCUCGACAGGCCCAGCGAGCGCAAGCCGGCACUCCUCGGGGCACCAGGACCGCGGCGAGCGCUUUCCAGCCCCCUCCACUAUCUGUGCAGCAGCAGCCUCAAGCGGCGGAGCCUGCUGUCGAUAACUCGGCAAGUCACCACCGCACCGGCUCCGCGAGCAACAUGAACAGCUCGACGGCGUUUCAAAGCUUCGGGCGGUACGCGGACCACCAGGCAGCUCCAGCCGCGUCGGCGGAGCGCAUCACGUACGAGCCGUAUUCGUAUCAGCGCACCACGCCCGCUGCCGCCCCCGCGUAUCCCGCCUACGACUACGGCCACGGGGCGACGCAAUCCGCGACGGCGGCGGCGGUCGCCACCAGCGUGUCGAUGGAUACCAUGCACACGAACCUGGCGACGACGUACCCCUCGCACACCACGAACCCAUCCGCCCUCUCGGCGGGCUCGCGCGCGAGCAACAACACCUCGCCCAACCUGACCCGGUCCUCGUACGGCUCACCACAGGGCUUCAACGCGCGGCCCGCGGCGGCGGCGCAGCCGGCUCGUCAGGGGGCGCGCAGUUCUGUGGAUCAGCACCAGCAACAACACCAGCAGCAGCACCAGCCGCAGUCUCAGCACAACCAGACCUGGUACGGCUUCGGCGGCAAUACCAACAAUCAAAAUAACAAUAACAGCACCACGGCACAUCGUGGAGCGCAUCGCGGCCAGGAACAGCAGCACCAGCAGCACCAGCAGCACCAGCACCACGGCUACGGGUGGAAGAUGACGGACCAUUGGGGCAACGUCUCGUGA